Molecule: messenger RNA, 762 nt
Organism: Emiliania huxleyi CCMP1516
Lineage: Eukaryota; Haptophyta; Isochrysidales; Noelaerhabdaceae
Exons: 3
Coding region: 1-762 (253 amino acids)
Biological process (GO): monoatomic ion transport
Source: RefSeq, a predicted model, not a curated record
AUGGGGCGCUCGGCAGCCGACUGCGCCACCACGGCGAGGCACGCCCUCGAGAUGCUGCCGCUGCUCGCGUGCGACGCGAUCCUCAUCCUCUCGGACCACGGCCAAAGCGGCGAUCCGACCCACGCCGACUCGCUCGCCCUCGCUGCUCUGAUGCUUACUCGCGACAUACAGCGGCGCUGGUGCCACGACCCGACCACCACGCUGCCGCCGCUCGCCGAGGGAAUUCCGCUCGAGCUCGCGUCGGACCGUCGCCCGCGGCUGGACGACGCCAAUCCCACGUCGGCGGGCGGCGCUUCCCCCUCUCAUUGGCACACCCUCCGGCAGAGCCACCGGAGCGGCCGCCGCCGGCGCGCAUCACGCGAGCUCAACUCGGAGUGCACCGUGGUCACCGAGCUGAGAGAUAUCUCACUCCAGCGCAACGUGCGGGCGAGCGGCCUCGCCGAAGGCGACUUUGUCGCAUCCAAUGAGCUGGUGAGCCCGAUCCUGAAUACCCUCCUCGAGUCGACGGGGCCGAGCCUCCUCAUCCACCCGUCAACAAAGUAUGUCAAGGACGGAAGGUGCUGCAGCUUCCUCAAGCUCGCCUCCAAGGCGCUCGCCUAUGGCGAGAUCGCGAUCGGCUACCUCGUCGACGGCAAGACCCUCGUGCUCAACCCGCGCGACAAGGCCGAGAAGCUGAUCAAUUGGCACCACGGCGACACGGUCGCGGUCAUUGCCAUGCUGCCGCCCUCGGGGACCAAGACGUCGGCCGAGGCGAGGUGGUGA